CGGAAGACAAACUGAUGGGUGCUGCUCGAUCGGGUGAUAUUGGUACUUUGUAUCAACUAAUCGGAGAGGACGAAGGUGUCUUGAGGCGGAUCAAGAAGAGGGAGUUUAUGGAUACUCCACUACACAUCGCUUCAGCUGCAGGCAAAACUGAUUUCGCCAUGGAAAUGAUGUACUUACAGCCAUCAUUCGCUACGAAGCUGAACAAAGAUGGGUUGAGCCCUUUACACCUUGCCUUCCAAAACGGCCACACACGAUUGGCGCUUUCACUGCUGAAAAUCAACAAAAGUCUCGUCAGUGUCAAAGGGAAGAUGGGUUAUACUCCUUUGCAUUACCUAGUCAUGAAAGAAACCGAUGGUCGUCUUUUGACUACGUUUCUUAAUGAUUACCCUCGCUGUAUCCAAGAUGUGACAAGUCGAGAUGAAACUGCCCUACACGUAGCAGCCCACCACAACCCAAGAGCCCUUAAAGUUCUACUGCGCUGGCUUACGAAAACCUCUAAAUGUAGCAAGUGGCAGAAACAAGGAAUCCUUAACUUCAAGAACAGGGAUAAGGAAACUGUGUUGCACGUAGCUGUGUCGAACGACCAACCAGAGCCAGAGUUUCUGCAAUACAUUUUACAUUUUUACAUUUUUGUUCUUUUGAUGCAGAUUAUCAGGCUAUUAACAGAUCUUCGGAUCGACACUAAAGUUAAGAAUUCGAAGAGUUCAACAGCUUUGGAUAUCUUGAAUGGCCGAACUCAGGAAGACAGUAUCAAUAUCGAGAAGUGUGUGGACAUUUUACACCAUCCUUAUGGUCUGAAGGCAUCGGCUCGCAAAAUACGAUGGGUUCUUCGUGAGCUGCUUAGUCAAUUGGCAUAUGAAAUCACACAUAUGUCAGUUGAAAGGGGCAGCGCUUUGCUAGUAGUAACAGUACUGAUUCUUACAGCCACUUAUCAAUCCGCCCUAAGCCCCCCUGGUGGUGUUCUUCCGGCCAGUGCUGAAUCCAACGACCAAAAAUUUUCGGGAUUGCAAGUUUACCUAGGUUCCAAAAACACCAGUCAUCAUAUAGUGGAAAAAAUCGAAUUCAAAGGAAAUAACACUGCGGGAUCAUCAGUACUGACGACGCAAAAUUUUCUUUGGUUCUUUAUUCCAAACAUGGUGGCUUUCUCUACUUCUUUCCUCAUAACUUGUUUCGUUCUACUGACUAUCGUUAGUGGUUUCUUCUCGUUCGUUCUCGCGCUAUCCCUGUUGACGUUACUCUUUUGCUUUCUGGAUUCUUCACUGAUUAUCGUAUCACCAAAUAAUCAGUCCAGCAGAAUUCUUCUCCGUUGUGUCUAUUUCCUCGCCUAUGCCAGCUGCCUUGGAAUUGUCCCAAUAGUAAUUCCCAAAUUGAGGAGAUUUUUUCGUCAAGAGUAA
This is a messenger RNA of Durio zibethinus, 1394 nucleotides long. Lineage: Eukaryota; Viridiplantae; Streptophyta; Magnoliopsida; Malvales; Malvaceae. The record is from RefSeq and is a predicted model, not a curated record.